AUGAAAGUAUCAGUUACCACUUUAGCUGCACUCUCAUUACUUUCUGCCGACUCUUUAGCAAACGCCUUACCUCGUUUUGCCUUCAAAAGAGAUAACGAAUGUACAACAACUGCCACUGCCCCAGGCCAUCAACAUAAAAGAGCAGUUGCAGUGGAGUACGUCUACGAGACUGUCAUCGUUGAUGGAAAUGGAAAUCAAAUAACUCAAGGCGUCAAUACACAGCCUUCAGCAGCAUCUAUUCUCAACUCGAUAAUAUCAUCAGCACCAACAACUCACUCUACAACAACAGCAAAUGUUAUUUCUGCUGUUUCUACAGUAAGCACAUCUACAACAACUCAACAGCAACAGACAACUACAACAACUACAUCAUCUACAUCAACUACUGCAGCUGCUGCAGCAACAGCUGCCGCCCCGGCAGUUGCUGACUCAAGUUCCUCUUCCUCCUCCUCUUCCUCCUCCUCAAGCAGUAUAUCGGGUGACUUAGCCUCAUACUCAGGUCCUUCAGAAAAAUUUGAAGACGGAACCAUCCCCUGUAGUCAGUUCCCAUCUGGUCAAGGUGUAAUUCCUAUAUCUUGGUUAAAUGAAGGUGGCUGGUCAGGUGUCGAAAACACUGACAGUUCCACUGGUGGUUCAUGCGAGGAAGGUUCAUAUUGCUCGUACGCCUGUCAGGCAGGUAUGUCCAAAACACAAUGGCCUUCCAACCAACCUUCUGAUGGUAGAUCCGUGGGUGGUUUGUUAUGUCAAAAUGGGUACUUGUAUCGUUCUAACACUGAUUCAGAUUAUCUAUGUGAAUGGGGGGUUAAUGCUGCAGUUGUCUCUUCAGAAUUAAGUCAAGGUGUCGCCAUUUGUAGAACUGAUUAUCCAGGUACUGAAAAUAUGGUCAUUCCAACUUAUGUUGAUGCUGGUAAUACUGUCCCAUUAACAGUGGUAGACGAAGAUACAUACUACACUUGGGAAGGAAUGAAAACAUCCGCUCAAUAUUACGUUAACAAUGCCGGUGUUUCAGUGGAAGACGGUUGUAUUUGGGGUACUGAUGGAUCUGGUGUAGGUAAUUGGGCUCCAUUGAAUUUUGGUGCUGGUUCAUCAGGUGGGAUAAGUUACUUGUCAUUAAUUCCAAAUCCAAAUAACAAAGCCGCAUUAAACUUCAACGUUAAAAUUGUUGCUGCUGACGACCAAUCUACUGUGAACGGCGAAUGUUACUACGAGAAUGGUAGCUUUGUCGGAGGUGAAGAUGGUUGUACCGUCGCUGUUACAUCCGGUCAAGCUAAAUUUGUAUUGUACAAUUAA
Molecule: messenger RNA, 1287 nt
Organism: Naumovozyma castellii
Lineage: Eukaryota; Fungi; Ascomycota; Saccharomycetes; Saccharomycetales; Saccharomycetaceae
Gene: SIM1
Product: putative glucosidase SIM1
Exons: 1
Coding region: 1-1287 (428 amino acids)
Source: RefSeq, a predicted model, not a curated record